GAAUGAGUGAUCGGCAACACUAUGAAUGUCCCGCCUACUUCCUGGAUCAUGCCCAGUUUUUGAAUGGAAUUCAAAAUUAUAUAAUCAAAUUCAUGAAAWCGCGGUCAUUGAAGAUGUAAAAUUAUAUUCGUGGAAUAAUUUACUUCUAUCUGAUGCCUUUCAUGAACGUUUUCAUUGUUUUCUUUUUUGUAAUUGAAUACCUUCAUAACGAAUAGAAUUAUAAAUAUAUCUUAAAAUAUAUAUUUCACAGUGACCUGCUGCAGACUGAGGCAGGUUGUUACUGUGAGUGGUUGGGGGGACCGGAGGGGUGUGUGAGUUGAGAGAYKACUACAGCUAUUGGCUGAGCAGCAUYCGCGGUCACGUCGUGACAUUGCAGAAUAACCUAUUCCAUUCCCUUCAAUGUUACAGUUUUCCUCUAAUGUAGACGUUGUCUGGAGAGCUGCUGGAGUAGAUGAACUGUUGGCCUCCCGAGUGGCGCAGCGGUCUAAGGCACAGCUUGCAAUAAUUAUUAUUUUGAGAAAAACUGAAUUUCGCUUCCAACGUCGUUACAAGUUACUACGAUAAUCCUUAAUUGUCUCGAUGGGGUAUAUGCAGGUAGAGGAGCACACCACCAACAUGUUACACCUGAAGAGGUCGCCUGGCAUCCGCUCCUGGUCGCUGCUCAUAGGUAUUGCGUCCAUUGGCCUGGCUGCUGCAUACUACAGCUCAGACAGUAUCCUGUGGAAGCUUUUCUACGUGACGGGCUGUCUGUUCGUGGCCAUGCAGAACAUGGAGGAGUGGGAGGAGGCAGUGUUUGAUAAAACCAAGAAAGUGAUAGAGCUGAAGACCUUCAGUCUGUAUGCCCUGAUUCCCACCAUGUGUAGGAGAGGCCAGGAGAAAGUGGUGAUGGACAUGAGGCACCUGCGUGACGUGUGUGUUCAGGAGGAGAAGGUGCGCUACCUAGGGAAGGGCUACCUGCUGGUGCUGCGACUGGCCACAGGUUUCUCCUACCCCCUCACACAGAGCGCCACCAUGGGGGGACGCAGUGAUGUGGAGGCAGUGGCUUCGUUGCUCAAGCGUUUCCUGGGUCUGGAGGAGCUCCAGUGUCGCUGGGAGCAGGAGGCAGUCAGGGAGGAAGAUGAACUGAACCCCAGCACUGACUCCGAAGAAGAGGGGGACUCAGUGCAGUAGAAGGAGAAGAUAUGAGGAGAAGCCACAGCAGACUUGAAAUGCACCCAAAUAUAUUUUACAGCAUUUCGUAGUAUCCCUGAUACUAUAAAUGGUCUUAAAUACACUCCAAUGGUAGAGUUUUCCACAGAAUAUUUAAACAAAAUCAUAGUUUGUUGUGUUGCCUGUUCUUCAAAAACAAUCAUUACUGUAUUAGACUCAACCCUAUAAUUACAGUGCCUUUCUAUUUAAAUGUAAUCAGUAUGUGUGAAAUACUCAUUCAAAACAGUCCCACAGUUUAGGCAACACAGUGUGUUUGAGACCUCCCAAGUGAUAAUCUUGGUCUAGUAGGAUUGUCUCUCCUCACUGCAACCAUCUAUCCAUCUGAAUGCAUGUGACUGUAAACUAUAAUCAAGCAUGGAUUUCCAGGGAUCAGUUAAGAAUGUUUGCCUGUUUUUAUGUUAAAGUAAAUACUUGCAUGUCUUUCAGCAUUGAUGGGUCCUAUGACCAGGGUCAGACAGAAUCUGGGGAGGCAAAACCUCUAGAAUGAACUUAAUCUAACAGCUUCGACAUCUGCAUUGCUUGCUGUUUGGGGUUUUAGGCUAGGUUUCUGUAUAGUACUUUGUGACUGAUGUAAAAAAGGGUGUAAUAAAUACAUUUGAUUUGA
Salvelinus sp. IW2-2015 is the source of this 1813-nucleotide messenger RNA. Its product is annotated as cytochrome b-245 chaperone 1 homolog. The record is from RefSeq and is a predicted model, not a curated record. NCBI's taxonomy places the organism in Eukaryota, Metazoa, Chordata, Actinopteri, Salmoniformes, Salmonidae.